AUGAGUUCUUUGAAGGCUAUUGAUAAGAGAAUUGCUAAACGUAGACAAGUGUACAAAGCUGUGUUGUCUAAUCCGUUCGUGAAUGAGGAACAGAUAUGGCCACAUGUCAAGAAUCAACAGUUGGUUCAAGAAUUGUUACAAAAACAUGUGUUGAACAAAGUACAGCAUUUGCAACAGAUGAAGGUGGCCAAGGAAGAAUGGCCAUUCGAUUUGAUUACAGAUUUCAACAAAAUAUACGCAUAUUUAGAACAAAAUGAACCAGAACAAGCAAAAGAGGCUUUAUUGUUUGUCUGUAAUAAAGAUCAAGAUGUGCCUCUUGUUAUGUUACAACAAAUCCCAUUGAUGUCAUAUAUAUCCAGCACCCAAACCACACUGGUGCAAUUACCGAAGGGAUCUCUGGGAAAUAUCCAAAAAUUUAUAGACUUGCCCUAUGGAAUCUUAUUAUUACCUGCAGAGCAUUUGGACCCUGUCUUCUUGCAACAGAUUCAUGAACAAGUAGCAAAACAGAUUGUUCCUUGGUUAGCUCCAUUGAAAUAUAAAUCGACAGACGUUAAAUUAGCCAAAUCAUCGGCUCCCUUAAAAUAA
Molecule: messenger RNA, 585 nt
Organism: Maudiozyma barnettii
Lineage: Eukaryota; Fungi; Ascomycota; Saccharomycetes; Saccharomycetales; Saccharomycetaceae
Gene: POP3
Product: Pop3p
Exons: 1
Coding region: 1-585 (194 amino acids)
Biological process (GO): tRNA processing; rRNA processing; nuclear-transcribed mRNA catabolic process, RNase MRP-dependent
Cellular component (GO): ribonuclease MRP complex; cytosol; nucleolar ribonuclease P complex
Molecular function (GO): ribonuclease MRP activity
Source: RefSeq, a predicted model, not a curated record